Molecule: messenger RNA, 1848 nt
Organism: Cajanus cajan (pigeon pea)
Lineage: Eukaryota; Viridiplantae; Streptophyta; Magnoliopsida; Fabales; Fabaceae
Product: ethylene-responsive transcription factor ERF118
Biological process (GO): regulation of DNA-templated transcription
Molecular function (GO): DNA binding; DNA-binding transcription factor activity
Source: RefSeq, a predicted model, not a curated record
AGAAGAAGAAAAAGAGUGAGAGAGUGUGUUCAGUGUGAAACCACUGAAAAAAAAAAACUGAGAAAGCGACAGGCAAAGAAAAAAGAGGUUCGGAGCCAGCCACCAUAACAGUGAAUUCUGAAUGCAACAAAUAAAAAAAAGAGAGAGAGAGAGAGAGGGGUGUUGUGUGUUUUUUUAUUGGGAUUUCUGUGAGGAAUCCAUUGAAGGAGGAAGAGCAUCGAUUUAUGUCUUCUGGGUAUUAUUUGGAAGUAGUGAUUAGAGCUCUGUUGCUGCUCCAGUUCGGUUGUGCUUGUGUUUUAUGCAUGCUUCUCUGGCUUUUGUUGAAUACUGCUGUUUCGAUGAGUUUGAGGUCAAAACGGACAUGUUAUGGAGUUGUGGUUUGUUAUGGGGGGUUUCAGAUAAAAAUAUUGUCCAGUUUCUUCCUCCUUUUGAGAGUGGAUCUCACCUGAUAUUCUUGAAAUUUUGAGGGGUUUUGUUGUUGUUGUUGUUUUUUUUUUUUUUUUGGGUUUUAUUUUAGUUUUCAAAAUUUUGGUUUUGUUUCGUUAAACAAUUUUCCGGGUAUUUUGAGGGGUUUUGUGGGUCAACAAUUUUUCACGAUGGUGGAGCCUCUUAACAAGGUGAAGAAAUUAAAGCAGAAGCGAAACCGGGUUCGUGAGUGCAAAAUGGCGAGAAAAUUGCGCAUCAUUUGUGAUGAUCCUGAUGCUACCGACUCUGAUGAAGAUGAGAAUGAGAAGAUUAAUGGUGGGAAGGUGAAGAGAAGUAUGAUUGAGGUUACUCUUCCCCUUGUUUCGUUUAACUCUGUCACUGCAGAAGAAACUAGCACCCAGAGCUCAAACAACCACCAACAGAAGAAGGUGAGUGUUUUGGCCAAAAAAACAUCCUCAGUGAAGAGACAACCUUGUGGGAAGUACAAGGGUGUUAGGAUGAGAAAAUGGGGCAAAUGGGCUUCAGAGAUUCGUGACCCUUUCAGAGGUGUUCGUGUCUGGUUGGGCACUUACAACACUGCAGAAGAGGCUUUUCAAGCUUAUGAGACCAAGAGGCUUGAGUUUGAAGCCAGGGCCAAGGCUGAGAAGAACAACAACGAUGGUGAUUUUGUUAAAACAGUGGCUGCCCUGGAAAAUAACAGUUCCAACUAUUGUGUUUCUUGUGCUGCAGGUUCUGUAUCUGACUCCAAGUCUUGUACUUUGGAUGACUCAGAGAGUUUGGUGUCACACACAUCCCCAUCUUCAGUGCUCGAAUUGGAUAAUUCCGUUGAAAGUGGUAAGGUUUCAAGCAAUGAGGCCAAAAGUUUGGAGGAUGAAUUUGCUGAGUUGGAAAUUCCGGAUUUUAGUAUGCUGAAUGUGGCAUCUCUGGUUGAUUUGGAUUGUUUGGCGUUUGAUGGCUUGGAGCAUGUCUUUGAUGAUGAUCUUGGAGGGUUGGAGGACAUUCAUAUUUCUGGUUUUGAUGACAAUGUGCCUAGUGAUCUUCCUGAUUUCGAUUUUGAUGACUUUGGUGCUGAUGAGUUUGCUGGUUGGAUUGAAGAACCCCUCAAUAUACCUUGCGUAUAGAUUUUGCAGCUAAAUAGUCUAUUACAUUUUAUGUUCUGCGUUAUUGCCCAAAAGUGCAAAAGUUUUGUGAUAUCUCAGGAUCAAACUAGUUCCUGGGUGAGUUGAGUUUUUAAUUUAUGUUUCUUGAGGGUGAUGGGUGAUAAAUGAGAGUUAAUGAGAGAAUGCCUUGGUUUUUCUUGUGCUAUUAGAGCCGUCCAAGGGUUUCUAUUAUCAUCAUAGUUUUAUGGCGGAGUGUAGAAGACUAUCCAAUUUCAAUUGUAUUAUCUACCCAUCAAAUAUUUUGAUUUCAAUUCUGUGUCAA